GCUGCAGGCGGAAGCGUGAGUAACCAUUGGGGAUGCUGAGGAGAGCGCAUCCUCUGCUGCAGGUGUCCGCACAGGCAGGCCGAGCACCGCUGCGUGUUAUCCGACCGCGGUGAGCCAAGCAGCGAGCCGCCGCUCACACUCCGAGCUCAGCCAUGGUGGACUUGGCCGAAAAUUGUGCAGUGUCACCCGGACACCACAGGCACGGACAGGGCUCUGGCUCGGGGAAUAACGACAGGAAAACGUCGAAAAAGUCACGAACGAGAAGAGGCAAACGAGGCAGGAGGAGGAGGAACAAAAAGAACAACAGGAACAAAAUACCACCGCCGUAUUUACCACCGGAGGCUGAAGAAGGAAACAUUGAAUAUAAGUUGAAGCUGGUCAACCCCACCCAGUAUCGCUUUGAGCAUCUGGCCACGCAGCUGAAGUGGCGUCUGCAGGAGGGCCGCGGCGAGGCCGUCUACCAGAUCGGAGUGGAAGACAAUGGCCUGCUGGUCGGCCUGACGGAGGCUGACAUGAAGGCCUCGCUCAGCACUUUAAAGAAGAUGGCAGAGAAAGUCGGGGCCGACAUCACUCUCCUCCGAGAGAGGGAGGUGGACUACGACUCAGACAGGAACACCCGCAAAAUUGCAGAAGUCCUGAUUCGGAAAGUUCCCGAUGAUCAGCAGUUCCUGGAUCUGCGUGUGGCAGUGCUAGGGAACGUGGACUCUGGGAAGUCAACUUUGUUGGGUGUCCUGACACAAGGCGAGUUGGACAAUGGGCGAGGCCGUGCGCGACUCAACCUCUUCAGACAUCUGCAUGAGAUCCAGACUGGACGCACCUCCAGUAUCAGCUUUGAGAUCUUGGGCUUCAACAGCAAAGGAGAGGUUGUGAAUUACAGCGAGUCUCGGACAGCUGAGGAGAUCUGCGAAAGCUCUUCCAAGAUGAUCACCUUCAUCGACCUAGCAGGACACCACAAGUACCUGAAGACCACCAUCUUCGGCCUCACCAGCUAUUGCCCCGACUUUGCCAUGCUGGUGGUGAGCGCCAACACAGGCAUUGCUGGUACAACACGGGAGCACCUGGGCCUGGCUAUGGCGCUCAAAGUUCCUAUCUUCAUUGUGGUCAGUAAAGUGGAUCUCUGUUCCCGAGGCACCGUGGAGCGCACGGCCCGGCAACUGGAACGACUCCUGAAGCAGCCGGGCUGCAACAAGGUGCCCAUGGUCGUGAUGAACCCUGACGAUGCUGUGACCGCAGCACAGCACUUCACCCAGUCCACAUGCAUUACGCCCAUCUUCACCCUGUCCAGUGUGUCUGGUGAAAGUCUGGACCUCCUGAAGGUUUUUCUGAACAUCCUUCCUCCACUGAGCAACAGCAAGGAGCAGGAAGAGCUGAUGCAGCAGCUCACUGAGUUUCAGGUUGAUGAGAUCUACUCCGUUCCUGAUGUUGGGACUGUGGUUGGAGGAACACUGUACAGUGGAGUGUGCAGGGAGGGCGAGCGGCUGGUGGUGGGUCCAACUGAUGAGGGCCGUUUUCUGCGUCUGAAGGUGGGCAGCAUCCAGAGGAACCGCUCUGCCUGCAGGGUGCUGAGGGCUGGACAGGCCGCCACACUGGCUUUGGGAAACUUUGAUCGUUCGCUACUGCGCAAGGGCAUGGUGAUGGUCAGCCCCAAGAUGAACCCAACCAUCUGCUGUCAGUUUGAAGCUGCCAUCGUCCUGCUCUUCCAUGCCAAGACCUUCCGUCGAGGGUCACAGGUCACUGUACACGUUGGUAAUGUCAGGCAGACGGCCACCGUGGAGUGCCUUCAUGGAAAGGAUGAGCUGCGUACUGGCGAGAGAGCUGUCGUUCGUUUCCGCUUCAUCAAACACCCCGAGUACCUGCGCCUGGGCGCCAAGCUGCUCUUCAGGGAGGGUGUCACCAAAGGCAUCGGCCACGUCACCCGCCUGCUGCCCCCUUCCCAGAAUCACGACCAGAACCAGAACCAGGAUUAUUAAAAAGUUCUCCAUCAUCAGACUAAGAGAUGUUGAGGUGGUGAGAACAGUGACUGCUGAUCAGUCCUCUGAUCAGAUUUAGCCACACACCUCAUGUUGGCGUAAUGUCCCACCUGUCCUUGAUCCAUAAUUUCUGCCCUCAUCCGCUCCUGCUGCGAUGUCAGAAAGUCCGUCUUCAUCGUCUCUCUUCCAGCAGACAUUCGUGUCUUGAGUUAAAGCUGGGUGACCUCAGUGGACUUAAGCCUGAAUGGUUAAUCUGAUGUUUUGCCACAGAUUGAUUUAAGACGUCCCUUUUAUCAGUGCAGCUGUCAUGAUAAGACAGCAGGAUUAUUUUGGGGGGAUUUGAUGAAGAGUUUUCAAAGCAAGAAUAGUGCUUACUCAUCUUUGAUGAGGGGUGAAGGUAUAGCCGUCCUCUCUUUAUGUGCAGGACGGAUUGACCUCUCUUCUUCCUCAUGCUUGCACGUUUAGACUCAACAGGAAAUUUGAUGAGGGAAGAUUAUAUUUAGAAGCACAUUUAGUUUCUUUUCAUAAGGCGGAUGCCUUUCUAGGGGGUCUGCUUAUGAUGUCAAACAUUUCAGACAGUAGUUUUUCCAUGGUUUAACCUUUGAAAUUCAAACUUGGGGAUUUUUCACAAAGCACUGGGAGAGUUAGGCGUCAUUAUCCAACAACAUCGCCAGGCAAACUAGUAAUUUGUGUUUUCAAAUGAUCACCUGUUUACUGUGUACAGGUGGUUCUGGCUGAUCAGUUCUGAAAGACCACUCAGUGUGUGUGAAGAGCACAGUGACAACUGCUUUGGUGCUGCUGGUUAUUUCUUACAUCUCUGAUGGCACACUGAACAGAAAAGAGCAACAACAAUACAGAAAAGCAAACCAUCAAAUCCUCACAGAAACAGCCUUAAAAAGGUAGCUGCAGUUUUCAUGCAGAGUCAGUCACACCUGUGGGUUUUAAAAGCUGGCCGCCCGAUUAGUCGCUGAGUUCAGCAGAGAUAUACUUGUUUCUAAUUUUCAUAUGAACAACCAGCUGCUGAAAAUGUAGCUGUUCAAAUACUUGCUAUGAAGCUUUUAUGUUAAUUGACAGUGCACUAUAUAUAUAACCGUUAAGACUGCAUUUUAUUGUGGAAAGAAGUCCUUCCACUGAGCAUAAAGAUUCGAGUGUCUGAUUGAGUUAGUUUUUAUAGGUUUCCAUGUAAACCAGAGACUGACUCUGAUCAGCUGUGGUCAUCACUGGAUGGCAGCAGUAACACAUUAAUGGCAGAUUUGCUCUGGAGUUGGGACGGUCAUGACUUUCAAAACCAUUCCCUUUUUCAGCAGCCUUUCCAGUGCAAAUCACGCUGAUUUGCACCAAAGCAGGUGAAAUAGACUCUCACUGCUUCCUACAUAUAAAGAUGGACAGAUUGAUAUAGCUGAAAUUUAAUUUACUUAAUGUUAUAAUGGUGAAGUUUUUGAACAGUGGAGUUUAGGUAGCCGUCACAGAACAGGAACAGUUCUGAGGUUCUGGGCGUGGCAGCGAUAACACGUCCUGCAGUCAGAGGAGAGACGUGCAGCCCCGAAGCAGCCAGAGCUGGCAAAACGUUUGGUGUGGAUCUCUUUUGGAAAUGAAUUAAGAUUAAAGUCAGUCCAGCUCUGCCAGGAAAAUGCAGUCGUUUGACAGCAGAGUAGGGUGGUAGUGCCGUAGUUCCCAGUGAAUAUCCAAUAGUAUUUUAGCCUUAAAUAUCCAUUUCUAAGUCUGUGAGCUUAAUAAAAAAUGCAGCACUUUCGAUGCUGCUUACAUGCAUAUUCAUCCUGGCACAUCCCAUAAUGCCUCUAACACUGUCACAUGUAUCUGUUGCAUCUUGCAUACACAUACACAGGAUAUACACAACAGGUGCUCCACAUGGAACCAGGCAGCAGUUACACACACACACACACACACACACACACACAAAGAUAAAAGCAAGUAUAUCUCUGUCCACAGACAAAAUUACAUUCACACCAAUGUAUAUAGCUGCAUGCAAUAUAUUACCAGGAUGAUGUAUUCAUAACAUUCAUAAAGUUAUGAAGCUGGGUAUGGAACAUCAUAUAGGCCUCAGCAUCAGUGGUCUUGGCUACAUAAUUUUGGCGGGGGGGGGGGGGGGGGGCUGUUGGCUGGUUUGCAGCUAACAGUACGGAGUACAGGUGUCAGGUAGACAAUGGUUAAUGUGCAUUAUACCACUGGCAUGUUCACACACAGCUGACUAGUACGUUAUCUUGCUUAGCCAGCAUGUUGGCCUGCUAAGUGGUGCAGAGUCUGGUCUGUGUUUUACUGACCGGUUGACUCCUUGUGAUAUUUGAAUGGUUUUGCUUUUUUUUUCUUUUAAUUUGAGAUUACAUGGUACUCGUUUGUGUUCACAACUUUAAAAAAAUACUCGUCACCUGCACCAAAAGGGUUUUAGUUUUUGAUUUUGAAGUCAGGAGUGAAAAAGGUUCCUUUUCCCUCCAAAAGAUGAUGGUUUCUUUUUGAAGAAGCUUUGAUUUUCUACUGUUUGCAGUCUUACAGUUUGUUGGCAUUAACAAACGCAGGAAUAUUUGCUACCAAGUUUCCACUUUGCUCCAAUUCUUUGUUCAUAUAUAGUGUCUAUGUUAGAGGUUUGUAGAUCUUAUGUACCGGCAGCUUUUUGCAGCUAAACAUAACCUGCAUGCUCUUUGAGUGGCAAAAAAAAAAAACUUCAUUUCAAGUAUAACACACAUGGUGGAGUGCUUAUGCAGUUUUUAACUUCAUUUUUCAGAGGUUCUGUGCAAUUGUAAAGCUAAAUAUUGAAUGUACUUUCCUUGAUCCUGUGUAGCAUUUACUUACUUACUGUUAAAUGGAGUUACUGUUGAUUUUGCACUUUGUCACGAUCCUGCUCGUCACCGGUCCCGCAGUACGAUGCACCACGGAGGCUGUGCUGAAAGGUCGACGUGUGAGAUGAUCUCACACAAACGCUAAAGCUGAACAUUUAAAUGUUAAGGUGUGACUUUAUUAGUUUUCCUGACUGUCCCUCUUACUGAGAAAUAAACAGUAACAGUGAAAAAUGCAACUUCCAGAAUAUCUGCCUGUCAGUCUGUGUCAUCUUAUUUUGAAAAAUCAACCUUCUUGAGGUUAGUACCAACACAAACAACUCCCAU
This is a messenger RNA of Archocentrus centrarchus (flier cichlid), 5089 nucleotides long. It is a transcript of the gene gtpbp2b, whose product is annotated as GTP binding protein 2b. Gene Ontology annotation, biological process: translational elongation. NCBI's taxonomy places the organism in Eukaryota, Metazoa, Chordata, Actinopteri, Cichliformes, Cichlidae. The record is from RefSeq and is a predicted model, not a curated record. The coding region runs from base 153 to 1970 and encodes 605 amino acids. The transcript is spliced from 12 exons. Gene Ontology annotation, molecular function: translation elongation factor activity; GTP binding; GTPase activity.